Verruconis gallopava is the source of this 1360-nucleotide messenger RNA. RefSeq lists its product as uncharacterized. Lineage: Eukaryota; Fungi; Ascomycota; Dothideomycetes; Venturiales; Sympoventuriaceae. The record is from RefSeq and is a predicted model, not a curated record. The transcript has a single exon. The coding region runs from base 441 to 857 and encodes 138 amino acids.
CGAACUCCUUUUGUGCCGCGCUCUCUUUAAAACAUGGCCUGUCCUUGUUUUACUUCCACUUUCCCCAGCCAAUACCAGCAAGUGGUCCCGAGCUGUUUCGUUUCCAUGGAAGAAACAGAAAUCUAUUACGUUCAAUGCAAACACUAUCACAUAAAAAAAACAUUUGGAGACGUCUCGUACACGGUGAUUCCGAGCUUUGUUCACGAAGCACCACGUCGGCCUAGCCAGUGGAUGAUAGUCCAAACUGGUGAAUUGUAGAAACCGGACGGAAAGGAUAGGUGAAGGUCAUAACGCCCGACUCAGUGCAUCGCAGGCUGGGUUUACGUCUAUGACGGUUCCGUGGCAUCGCAAACCGAAGAGGAUAGGUAUCCGAUCAAAAAUCGAAUCUAUUGCCUCGCUUCAGGCUGUUAGCCGCAGACUAACGGCCCGCAAACCGAAAGAUGGAUCUUAUCUUCCUUGCUCCUUCUGAGUCAGAUUUCCAGAUGCGUGAUAAGAAUCUGCCGCGACAAUGGCGCUGGCAUUGGCCUCCUCAUACGGCGCCAGCGGUAGUGAGCGGUGUCGCCCGAGGAUUCCCUGCACGAAUCCUCCACGUGGUUCCUUACGGUAUCUGCUGCUGCCCAGGCUUGUGUUCACCCCUUGCCUGUGGCUGCGUCGCCUUAGAUUGGCGGUCAGUGGCAUGUACCCGUCACGGUGGUUUGACAUCGGGGUACGUGACUGAUAGCAGAAUUGUCGCCGAGGACAUUGAAUCGUCAGGUACCAUGGCCCUGGGAGUGACAUAUCGGGUCCUCCAAAGCUCACAAUUCGUAUCCACCAACUUGGAAUUUGCCCAAGCAUCUGAAGCCCUUGCGACUCGCUGAGGAUAGCCAGAGGUUUUCUCAUUACAGACGGCUCGCUAGACCUGGAAAGCUGCACCUGGAUCAACGGUUUUAUCACUGCAAUGCAUCAUGCAUGCGAAGAUAAGAGCGAGGAUGUCACGGCCGUGGUCUCUUGCGGGAACCAGCGCUCGGGUUAAAGACUGUCGACAGUACCGAACCGUCGACUUGGUAGUAACGCCUUCGGAGAAAACCCCGUCAUUCAGCUAGAACCACAUAAUUCAUACCGUGUUGUGAAGGAAGGGAAACGCCCGGCACGAAGGAGAUGGGACUUGAGACCGUCGCACGCGCAAAGAAGCAAUAGAUAUUAAUUUCGCAACUCAGAGGUGCAAUUCCUUAAAAGGUUUCUGCUGCAGGGCGAGAGCGCUUUGACGAACCAUUCGCAAGUAGAUCAACAGAUGGAGUCGAUCGCGAUGAGGCGAGUGUGAUGGCACCGUAACCCAAAUACUUUGGCAUGUGAAUCGAUAUAGCAUUAACUUUACUUUACU